AUGUUCCAACUUAGGUGGGCGCCCGCCGAAAUGUCGGUCGACAGAAGUCACAUUACAUUGCUGCGGUCGGCGUGUCGGGGAACGCGCCGAUGUGGGCCAGAUUUUGGCUCCGGAGAGGCCCCACGCCCUCGCGUUCUUGGCUCUCGCCUUUGCGAACAAGGCCAGCGUCAAUAUAAUGUAUGCCCAUGGUCGCAUGUGCGUUUUGCUUCUCGCGCCAGCACUUCCCCUCCCCCGAUCGUCUACGAGAACAUGAUGCGAGAGGAGGGCUUCCAGAAGCGGGUUGCGGUCCCACGCGCCCAGCUCGACAUCUCACACGACGGCAUCGUCACGUGCGAGGAAUUUAUGCGGAUGGGCCCGCAGCUGGUGCUCCCCACCAGGGAGCUGCAGCUCGAGGCCAGCUUCUACGGGCACUGCUCCGUGGCCCUCAGGAAGGCCACCAGGGCGCAGAGGGCGAUCGACAGGGCCCAGGCCGCGGACGGCGAGGACUCCGAGAGCUCGGACGAGGGCUGUCUGCAGUCGUGA
This is a messenger RNA of Prorocentrum cordatum, 522 nucleotides long. The record is from the annotation of a GenBank genome assembly. Lineage: Eukaryota; Dinophyceae; Prorocentrales; Prorocentraceae.